UAACUAGGAACUGUUUUUGCAAGAAGAGCUUGUUUCCCUCCGGAACCAAAACAACGUCACACGUCUGCUCUGGAGGAGGGAAACUGAAGAUGGCAGGUGCUAAAUCAGCUUUGGUUCUGUGCAUGGACGUGGGCUUUUCCAUGUCCAACUCCAGUCCAGGCGAGGAGUCUCCAUUUGAUCUCUCCAAGAAAGUCAUCCAGAAGUUUGUGCAGCGUCAGGUUUUUGCAGAGACCAAAGAUGAGGUGGCUCUAGUCCUGUUUGGCACAGACGCCACCAAAAACCCACUGGAAGAAGAUGAGCAGUACCAAAACAUCGUCGUGCAUCGUCACCUCAUGGUUCCAGACUUUGAGCUUUUGGAAGAAAUUGAGCACCAGAUCCACCCAGAGGGUCAGCAGGCAGACUGGCUGGAUGCCCUUGUGGUCUGCAUGGAUCUGCUUCAGAAAGAAACUCAGGGAAAGAAGUGUGAUCGUCUAAACAUCGUCCUCCUGACUGACCUCUGCACCCCGGCCAGCCCAGAUAAACUGGAGGUUAUUGUAGAAAACCUGAAGCAAGCGGAAAUCACCCUGCAGUUCUUUUUACCUUUUCCUGUGGAGGACGAUGAAGAGGGUGAAGAAGAUGGGGAGCAUGGAGACCCCGGUCACCCUGGUGCAGGGAAAGGUCUGUCCAGAGAACAGCAGAGUGGGCUGGAGAUGGUGAAACACAUCAUGCUGAGUCUGGAUGAGGAAGAUGGGCUGAAUGAAGUUUACACUUUCAGGAAUGCUAUAGAGCAGCUGCGUAUGUUUAAGCGCAUUGAGAGGAGACCGAUGGCCUGGCCCUGUCAGCUCACCAUUGGGAGCUCGCUGUCCAUUCGUAUCGUUGGCUACAAGGCGGUGACUGAGGAGAGACUGAAGAAGAUGUGGAUCACAGUUGAUGCUCAAACCAACAACAAGGAGGACGUGAAGAGAGAGACUGUUUACUGUCUGGAUGACGACAAUGAGACAGAGGUCCAGAAAGAAGACAUCAUUCAAGGCUUUCGAUAUGGAAGCGACAUCGUUCCCUUCUCUAAAGUUGAUCAGGAGCAGAUGAAAUACAAGCAUGAUGGGAAGAGUUUUGCUGUUCUGGGCUUCACCAAACAACAUCUGGUUUUUCGCCAUCAGUUCAUGGGAUCGCAGGUUGUCAAGAUAUUUCCUCCCAAAGAUGACGAGCAUGCAGGAGUUGCUCUGUCUGCGCUCAUCCGUGGACUGGAUGAACUGAAAAUGGUCGCGAUUGUGCGUUACGCUUAUGAUCGACGCAGCAACCCUCAAGUGGGGGCAGCUUUCCCCUGCAUCAAGCAGAAUUAUGAGUGUCUGAUUUACGUCCAGCUGCCUUUCAUGGAGGACCUCAGGCCGUUUGCUUUUCCCUCUCUUGAAAACAACAAAAAGAUUUGUCCUUCAGAGACUCAGCUGUCAGCUGUAGACUCCCUCAUUGACUCUAUGAUGCUGGUAGAAAAAGAUGAGAGUGGAGAUCUGAUUGACCUGCUGAAGCCCCACCACAUUCCUAACCCUGCCUUCCAGAGACACUUCCAGUGUCUGCAUCAUCGAGCAGUGAACCCCGGCACCCCUCUGCCUCCUUUGGAGCCGUGGCUGCAGGCUGUGCUCGAUCGUCCGGAGGUCAUUAAGGAGCGCUGCCAAGCUUCAUUAGAGGAGAUAAAGAGGAAGUUUCCUCUGACUGAAGUGGAAAAGAAAAAGAAGUUGAAGACCAGCGCUCAGAUUUUUGGCAAAGACUCUAAUGAAGCAAAUGCUGAUAAGGGGAAGGAAGAUGAAGCAGAGGAGGAGUACAACCUGGCAGACAUCGCUGAAGGCUCAGUCACUUCUGUGGGCAGUGUGGAUCCAGCUAGAGACUUCCAUCUCCUGUUGAAGCAGAAGAGUCUUCCAUUUGGAGAAGUUUGCCAGCAGCUGACGCACAGGAUCGAGCAGUUGCUUAGCAACAAGAACACACAAUACUACAUGAAGAGCAUCACCUGUAUCCAGGCUUUUAGAGAGCAAUCUGUUAAGAUGGCAAACGCUGAUCUGUACAAUAGCUACCUUCAGUCCCUGAAAAGGAGCAUUCCCAGCAGAGGCCUGGAGGUCUUCUGGGAUCUGCUUGUUCAAGACGGCGUGACUUUGAUCAGCAAUGAGGAGGUUUCGGGAAGUUUGAUUUCAAAGAAUGAGGCCAAUGAGUUUCUGAAAGCUGAGGAGAUUAAAGAGGAGGCAGCUGCACCCCCAGCAGAAGACACUGGAGAUGUUGAUGACCUGCUGGACAUGAUGUGAGAAGAGAGUGUCUGCAGAUUUCAGCAGUGGAAUGUAAUCUUUGAUCCAAACCAGACCAAACCAUUUAAGACGUCCAUUGUUCCGUGUGAAGAAGGCCUCUCUGCCUCCCACUCUGAGACUGAACAAGAAAUAGCUUCUGCAGAAUUAUGUUUAAGCCAACUUUACUGUUUACACACAAUGAAUAAAAACUCUUGUACAGAACAUUCACAAA
Messenger RNA from Oryzias melastigma (Indian medaka), 2478 nucleotides. It is a transcript of the gene xrcc5, whose product is annotated as X-ray repair complementing defective repair in Chinese hamster cells 5. NCBI's taxonomy places the organism in Eukaryota, Metazoa, Chordata, Actinopteri, Beloniformes, Adrianichthyidae. The coding region runs from base 90 to 2267 and encodes 725 amino acids. Gene Ontology annotation, molecular function: telomeric repeat DNA binding; DNA helicase activity; double-stranded DNA binding. Gene Ontology annotation, cellular component: Ku70:Ku80 complex; nucleus. Gene Ontology annotation, biological process: cellular response to X-ray; double-strand break repair via nonhomologous end joining; cellular response to gamma radiation. The record is from RefSeq and is a predicted model, not a curated record. The transcript is spliced from 21 exons.